Molecule: messenger RNA, 6374 nt
Organism: Pollicipes pollicipes
Lineage: Eukaryota; Metazoa; Arthropoda; Thecostraca; Pollicipedomorpha; Pollicipedidae
Gene: fab1
Product: 1-phosphatidylinositol 3-phosphate 5-kinase fab1
Exons: 2
Coding region: 95-5365 (1756 amino acids)
Biological process (GO): regulation of reactive oxygen species biosynthetic process; neutrophil chemotaxis; intracellular signal transduction
Cellular component (GO): vesicle membrane; cytoplasmic vesicle
Molecular function (GO): metal ion binding; 1-phosphatidylinositol-5-kinase activity; ATP binding
Source: RefSeq, a predicted model, not a curated record
UAGGGGGCGGAGCAGGAUAAUUGUCGUCAGGACAUGGCAUAAACAGGUGAAGUGACGUGUCCGGAAUACCCACGGAAAUCUGGAUUAGCUAUCGAUGCUGGCCGACGACAACGACUCAGCCAUGUCAGACAGCCUGCCGGCACUGCAGGGCCAGCGCAGUGCGGCACGGCGCGGCGGCCGGCUGGGCUUCUUCUCCAGCCGCGGAUCGCCGUGGUCGACCGAGCCCAGUGAGCAACUCCAGACGCGUCGCUCGAGUGACUCGAACCUGCGCCGCACGUCGCCGCAGCCGGUGCCGGCCGACUCUGGCGAGGGCCGCAGCUACGUCGGCGUGCUGCGGCGCAUCAGCUCGAUCCUGUCCGGCGGUCCGCAGGCGGGCGAAGGCGAGCUGAAGCAACACUGGCUGCCAGACUCGGUCAGCCGCGAGUGCUACGACUGCGGCGACAAGUUCACUACGUUCCGGCGCCGUCACCACUGCCGCAUCUGCGGCCAGAUCUUCUGCUCGCGCUGCUGUAAUCAGGUGAUUCCGGGCAAGGUGAUGGGCUACAGCGGUGACCUGCGCGUCUGCACCUACUGUUCCAAAGUGGUGAUGACGUACGUGCAGAACAUCACGUCGGGCGCGGACGCCGACGAGCUGGUCGACCUGAAGUCGGUAUUGGAGAAGGUGCAUGCUCAUCUGGAGACGGCCAACCAGCUGAGCUUCGAGCGCUCCAACUCACUGCCACGCCUCAGCAAACCACAGCGGAAGAAGUACAGCUUAGGCAUGCAGGACAGCGGCAUCCGUGAGCUAGAGGAAUCUCAGGAGAGCAUUGCGGACCCGCAGGAGGAGGAGCAGGACCUGACGUAUCUAUCCACGCUUGUGCACAUGAUAAUCAACCCCAUCCAUGGCGUAGGGCUGGGUAACCAUCGGCACCGGCUCAAGAGCUAUAGUGCUUCCCUGGUCGGCUCAGAGCUGGUUGACUGGAUGGUCUCGCAGCGCAAGGUGACGAAGCGCACGCAAGCGGUGGCCAUCGGCCAGCGGCUGGUGGACAUGAAGCUGCUGACCUGCGUCAGCCACAGCACGAGCGCGUUCCGUGACGACUACUGCCUGUACCGGCCGUCCGAGGUGGCCAUGCGGCGGCCAGCGCUCUCGGAGCCGGACGAGCCGGACAUCGAGGAGCCGCACUGGCUCUCACAGAUCGAGCUGAAGGAGAGCUGCAGCGGCGGCGUGGCCACCGAUGAGCCGGCCGGCGCCCCGCUGGCCCAGUCCGGCUCUCUGUACGACAUUGAGUUGGAUGUGGCCGCCAGCGUGGUGUCCAUCUCGCGCGCGCAACUGCUGCGCCAGCUGACGCCGACCGAGCCGCUGGCGCCGGCGACGCGCGGCCUGGCCGAGCCGCCCGGCCAGUACCUGGAGUCGGCGGCGGCCGAGGCUGACCCGCGUCGACCGCAGGCCGACCAGCGCUGCACGGCUGCCUUCGAGGCGCUCGAGUCCAGCCUGCUCAGCCAGCUGCUCGACUCAGCCGGUCUGCCAGCCAAGUGGUACGAGCCGAUCCUGGACAUGUCACGCCAGAUCAGCCGACUCGUGAAGCCGGACGUGCGGCACGAGUGCGACGAGCUCGACGUGCGCCAGUUCGUCAAGAUCAAGCGCAUUCCUGGCGGCAAGCCGUCCGACUCAUCCAUUGUGCAGGGCGUCGUCUGUCGCAAGAACAUAGUGCACAACGACAUGCCGUCGCAGCUGACCAACCCGCAGAUCCUACUGCUGAACUGCCCCGUCUCUUACCAGCGCUACCAGGAGCGCAUGGUGUCGCUGGAGCCCAUGCUUAUGCAGGAGCACGAAGUGCUACGCAACAUCACCAAUUUGCUCAUCUCCUUCUCGCCGGACCUGAUCGUGGUCGAGAAACACGUGGAGAGUAUCGCGCGCCAGAUGUUGCUGAAGGCCGGGGUCACGCUGGUCACCAAUGUGAAGCGGCAGGUGCUGGCGCGGAUUGCGCGCUGCACUCAGGCCGACGUGAUGGGCUUCCUGGAUGCGCAGCUGUCGCAGCCGGCACUGGGAAUCUGUCACUCGUUCUACACCAAGCAGUUCACCAUGGAGGGUGGCCACAAGAACACGCUCAUGUUCUUUGAGGGAUGUCCGAGUCACCUGGGCUGCACGGUGCUGCUACGCGGCGGCCACAUGAACCAGCUGCGGCGCGUCAAACAUGUGUUGCGAUUCAUGGUGUCUGUGCAGUACAACUGGCUACUACAAAAGAGCUAUCUGCGAGACCUUGUGGCCAUACCGCCGCCGUUCGGUAACCACGUGAUUCUGGACCGGGCUGAGACGAACGACAUCGCUCUGGUGGGGCAGGCGGUGCCGGACGGCCGACACGGCAGCCCAGCGGAGGCGGGCGACAGGUCACGGUCGGAAAGUGUGCAGUCGGAGGCAUCCGUAGAGCGCGGAGCCAAGUGCGCGGAUGAACGGCUGCGGUCUCCCCGCCGGCCUGGCGAGGUGGUGACCGACCGCAGUGAUCCGCUGCACAGUCUGCCGACUGGUGAGGGCGAGGCGUCCAUCAUCCAGCCGCCUCGACUCCGCGUCGAGUCGCUGCCCGACCGUAACAAGUUUCGUAAGCUGCUGGGCGACACCAUUGUGUGCUGCACGCCCUACGCCAAGGUGUCAAUGCCGUACCUGGAGACAGAGGAGGGUAAGCAUAGCAGCCUGCGACGCUUUUUCACCGCCAACUUGUACUGGACCGUCGAGUUCGACAAGGCGGAGAAAGCGCGGCGCGCCCACGUGAAGAAGGCCCAGAUUGAGACGCGGGCUGAGCCGCUCCUGUUACAGGCGCACGAGUUUGUGUCGCACACCUUCACGCGUGGGGUUGAGUUCGAUGAGACGCAGGCCCUGCUGGCCGACUUCCGCGGGCGUGGAUCCCGCUGCCCGAAGGUGGAGCCGGCCGAGGUGCGGCCGGUCGAGGCGGCACACGACCGCCUGGAGGACUGGGUGGUACCGCGCGACGCGCUCAGCCCCAUCAACCACCAGAAGAUCGCGUUCCAGACAUACACAUACGCCAAGCUGCCGAGCGGCGUGGCGGUAGGCUGUUGUGACCCGCACAUCAUGGUCAUCAUGUUCAACGGCGACAGCGACACCACGCUCGGCUCGUUCCUGGAGACGGAGUGCUUCACGCCGGCGUUCAAGUGUUUGAAGAAGGAGUGCGUCGUUCCGCAGGAGGGUCACGUGCAGCGCUUCCUGCACGACAACAGCUGCGUCUCGAUGUUCGUGCAGUCGCUGGCUGAGUCUUGCCCGGAAAAGAAAACCUGGAUGUGGACGUGGUGCCGCCAGUGUGACCGCGGCACCGCCGCCCGGCCCAUGACCGAGGAUACAUGGACGCUCUCCUUCGGCAAGUUCCUAGAGACGUUUUUCCUGUGCGAGCAGUACUCGUCGCUGGAUGGCUGCGAGCACAGCCUGUUCCGUGACCGUGCGCACUACUUUGCGCUCGGCAACAAAGUGGCCGUGUUCAGCCACACACCGAUCCAACUGAACGACAUCGUGCUGCCGCAGUUCGACAUCGCCGUGGAACUGGGCUCGCUGACGCAGCUGCGGCUCACGGAGGAGCUGCACGUGCUCUCCGAGGGUGUCCAGCUCUUCAGCAACAUUGUGGAGCGGCUGCUGUCGAUGCGCGCCGCCUGCAGCGACGUCAAGGUGUGCGAGGUGCUGCGUGCUUCGCAGGAGGAGGUGGCUGAGGAGAAGCUGGCUUUCCGCGCGCUGCUGACCACCAUCGAGACGAUGCUGGCGCCGCUGGUGGGUGAGGCCGAAACGGCCGACCGCCGGCUCGACGAGACCCAAGUCUUCGCCGCCACAGACCGCGCCGUGCAGGCCAAGCGCAUGAUCGCCGACACCGUGCACAAGUGGAACGGCCGCCUGCUGGAGCUGGCCAAGUCCAUCAAAGCGGUGCCCCGACCGAAGGCGGAGGAGUCCGGCAGCGACGCCGAUAAGCCUCCGAGGAAAUACUCGGCAGAUCAGAAGUCAGCUGACAGCAGUCCACUGGGGAAACGGCUGUCAGGCGAACAGAAGCUGACGCUUGAGCAGCGGCAGAAAGAGGCGGGGGAGCUUGAGACGAGUGGCGCGGAGGACGCCGCCGACAAACCGUCGUCGAGCAAGGUUAAGUCGAUCACAGCUGGUGGCAUCAAGGCACUCAAGUCGCUGGCCUGGUCGAGCACCGAGCUGGGUGAGCGUCUGUCGUCGCCGUUGCCGGCCAACGAGCAUCAUCGCCUGCCUCCAACCGUGCCGCCCUCGUUCAUCUCGGGGGACGACAUGGGCUCCAUCAUCUCGUACUGCAUGUUGACUUCCGAGUACAGCCGGCGGCUGGCCGAAAUUCGCUUGCAGCUGGAGCAGUGCGACGGUCCCGCUGACGAGGCGGAGCGGGCCGGCUCACGCGGCGCCCAGCGCCUCAAUGACUCUGUGUCAGUAGCUGCCACCGAGACCAGCACCGGCUCGGAGCGCACAGAGCGCGGUGAGAAGUACCUGGCUCAGUACCACAUCGAUAUCAACAUGUCGGACGACAACGCCAACUUCUACUGCCAGGUACUGCUGGCCGAACACUUCCGCCGACUACGUCAGGCCAUGUUCUCGGCCGGCGAGGAGCGAUUCGUCCGGUGCCUGAUGCACUGCAAGCCCUGGAACGCCAAGGGCGGCAAGUCCGGCUCCACGUUUCACAAAUCCUCCGACGACCGAUUCGUCAUCAAAACCAUCUCCAAGAUUGAGAAGGACCACUUCGUGCGGUUCGGUAUCAAGUACAUUGAGUACAUCCUCGACAGCCUCACCGCGGGACGGCCGAGCGUGCUGGCCAAGAUCCUCGGCGUGUUCCUGGUGGGCUACAAGAACAACAUCACCGGCUCGGCCAAGAAGUCGUACGUGAUUGUGAUGGAGAACCUGCUGUAUGGUCGCCAGGUCAGCCAGAAGUUCGACCUGAAGGGCUCGCUGCGCAACCGGUUGGCUGACACAAAAGACAAGUCGGAGGUGGUGUUGCUCGACCAGAACAUGGUGACCCUGCUGAGCGAGAACCCGCUGUAUGUGCGGCCGCACGCCAAGCGCAUCCUGAUGGAGGCGAUCUCUCGCGACACCUUCUUCCUGCAGACGUGCCAGGUGAUGGACUACUCGCUGCUGGUCGGCAUGGACGAUGCGCAGCGCUGUCUGGUGGUCGGCAUCAUUGACUAUCUGCGGUCCUACACCUACGACAAGGCGGUGGAGACCUACAUUAAGUCGUACAACAUCCUGCUGGGGGAUGGCAACAACCGACCGACCGUGCUCGACCCAGUGCGCUACAAGACCCGCUUCGCCGACAUGAUGAACAAGUACUUCACGGACGUACCGGACCGCUGGCUGGGGUUCGCCCAGGGCAUGGGGUUCCUAUGCUGACCUUGCUCUAGCGGCACUGCUUUUCACGAUUGUGCACCAUGGCUUGCGAUCGAAGAUUUGUUACGCUAGUCGCGGCCGGCAAAACGCGAUGUACCGUAGUCUGGUCGGGUCGUCACAUGGAGUAAGGACUCGGCUCAUAUAAGCACCGAUGUGUGCUCACGCGCUGCGUCUUUCCUCAGGGCAUCGUAUUAGGUCACUCUCUUGUUUAUUGUAUGACUGUGUGUUUUUGUCCGGAGGCGCGGGAAAAUGGUACGUGUGGUCCAUUCCAGUCCGGCUAGACCGGCUUGUGUAUCGCCCGUUAUCCUGCAACACAUACCAUAGUACCAAAGUUCGGGGGGGGGGGGGGGCUGUCGACGCCUGUGAAUGCUACCGAAGCGAUAUUGUUGGUUAACCAUUUUGGCUGUGAAUGUGAAGUGUCAGCACUGUGUAGCGACUGGAGGCACUUUAAAACAUCCAGAGCCUAUAGCUUCCAAUGGUAUGUCGACCGAAAUCACAGCAUCCAGCGUCCGUAACGUCCAACAAUAUUCCGACGUGCCGCGAUAGAAGAAAAUCACAGACAAACGAGCUCGCAGCAUCCAACAUCAGAAUAGUUCAAGUUUCUUGCACUGUCUACCCAUCACGCUAGCGUCGUCAUUCGUAAGUCGAUGGAGAAGAUAGUGAACAUCCGACUCGCAUUGUUUUUACGCCAGCAUAACAUUAUCAAUAACGCGCAGUGCGGUUUUAGACAGAAUCGUAGCACGAUAAACCACCUACACUCGGCCAGCGGCAUUUCUCUCCGUAUCGAGAUGCGGGCGCUGCAUAUGCCACAUCCACCAUGGUUUCUGAUUUUGCUGGCUGAAAUAAGGGAACAUACGUUGGUACCAGAGUGAUCCGCUUGGAGGGGAUGGAGCAUGUGUAGUACGAGGGACUCGUGAUAACUUGCACGAACAGAUCCAAUAUUGGAGAUGGUGCCGGCUGUGCGUUAGUGGGUGGAAGCCCUCAGUGUUGGCGCCACGGAUAAGGAGUUUGG